Molecule: messenger RNA, 4571 nt
Organism: Oncorhynchus keta (chum salmon)
Lineage: Eukaryota; Metazoa; Chordata; Actinopteri; Salmoniformes; Salmonidae
Gene: atp1b1a
Product: ATPase Na+/K+ transporting subunit beta 1a
Exons: 6
Coding region: 164-1078 (304 amino acids)
Biological process (GO): potassium ion import across plasma membrane; intracellular potassium ion homeostasis; intracellular sodium ion homeostasis
Cellular component (GO): sodium:potassium-exchanging ATPase complex
Molecular function (GO): ATPase activator activity
Source: RefSeq, a predicted model, not a curated record
CGGAGUCGGUUACCAUAAGAGAUAAAUUGUGUGCUGUACAAUAGGAGAGCCGGGUACGAAACUGUCCAUUACUAUUCUGUACCGGGGGACAGUACAGGAAUCGGGUACCUAAAACCCAUUAGAUAAUAUUAAUUGAAAAGGGAAAUUAAAAGGCAAAAGAAAUAUGUCGGCAAAUAAAGAUGGAGACGGUGGAUGGAAGAGCUUUCUGUGGAAUUCGGAAAGGAAGGAAUUUCUAGGACGCACUGGUGGCAGUUGGUUUAAAAUCUUGUUGUUCUACCUGAUCUUCUAUGGAUGCUUGGCUGGGAUUUUCAUUGGGACCAUCCAGGCCCUGCUGCUAACCCUUAGUAACUACAAACCCACCUACCAGGACAGAGUCGCCCCACCAGGUCUAUCCCACACCCCACGCUCUGAGAAGUUUGAGAUCUCUUACAACGUCAACGAUGUGGAGACGUAUCUGAAAUACACCAAGAGCAUCAAGGACUUCCUGGAGAUGUACGAUGAGGAGAAGCAGACUGACCAGAACAAGUAUGAAGAAUGUGGAGAUUUACCUGAAUCGUACAGGGACCGUGGUGAGCUGGAGAGUGACGCUGGAGUGAGGAAGGCCUGCAGGUUCAAGCGGACCUGGCUGGGACCCUGUGCUGGUCUGGAUGGUCACGAUGAAAACUUUGGCUUCAAGGAUGGGAAACCCUGUCUGAUCGCCAAGCUCAACAGGAUCAUCAACUUCCGACCAAGGCCUCCAACCAACAAUGCCUCCGUCCCCGAAGCCGGCCAGAGCAGAGUCCAGACCAACGUUAUCCCCAUCCACUGUCAGAACAAGAGAGAGGAGGAUGCUAGCAAGAUUGGUGAGAUCAAGUACUAUGGCAUGGGCAUGGGGUUCCCCCUCCAGUACUACCCCUACUAUGGCAAGCUGCUGCACCCCAAUUACCUACAGCCUCUGGUGGCCAUCCAGUUUACCAACCUCACCUUCAACGAGGAGCUGCGUCUCGAGUGCAAAGUGUACGGAGCGAACAUUGACUACAGCGAGAAAGAUCGCUACCAAGGACGAUUUGACGUUAAGUUCACCAUCACCAAUUCAUGACCUCAGAAAAAACACACUGUUAUCCUCCCACAUUUCAAAACAAGAUGAUUUAGGAAAAAAAAAAAAAAAAAAUUAGUUAUAUUAAAAAACACGACUAGUCUUGGAACAAACUUUCAUAAUAUACGGGACCUAGAGUCAAUCUGUGUACAUCACACUGGCUUUUCUGCAUAAUGUCUAGGGUUAGAAUGUACUUUACAGGAAGAGUAGCACUAAGCAACAUAUUUAUUCUACUGUAAAUGACAAGUCCCUGAGCCAUGGGACAUGUUCAUCUCUUACUGUAAAUUGCAAUUCCACUACUGAUAUGUAGCGAGCAGUGUUUCUGUCUGUCCCCCUAAGUAUUCUGCCUAACGUGGUUUCUAUAUAUGUUUGGAGUGUCCAGUACAGUAGUGGUAUACAGUGGUCCUUUCCAAGCCAUGUUGUAAUUUCUGUUGUCUUAUGUCAGUAAGCUUUAGUGGUCCAAGGUGUGUUUUGUGUUUUAAUGUGAGUGUGUGGAUAUGUGUUAAUGUGCUCUUACUAACUGAAAAUACUGGCAUGGUACGCUCUGAUCUCCAAGUCUGUCAGUAAACGGAUGCACUCCCUGGAAUGAUUUUCCUGUGUCUUUUUGAGUUGAUUGUGGGACAAUAUUUCUACAUUACUCUUUUUCUUUUUGCAUCAACUUUAAUAUGGGACAGAGGGUUUAAUGAAAUGUCUUGUUUGAUACUCCUCUCUCUAUGUUCAAUGCUUCUCCUCCUCCUCUCUAUGUUCAAUGCUUCUCCUCCUCCUCUCUAUGUUCAAUGCUUCUCCUCCUCCUCUCUAUGUUCAAUGCUUCUCCUCCUCCUCCUCUCUAUGUUCAAUGCUUCUCCUCCUCUCUAUGUUCAAUGCUUCUCCUCCUCCUCUCUAUGUUCAAUGCUUCUCCUCUCUCUAUGUUCAAUGCUUCUCCUCCUCCUCCUCCAUGUUCAAUGCUUCUCCCCCUCCUCUCUGUUCAAUGCUUCUCUCUCUGUUCAAUGCUUCUCCUCUCUAUGUUCAAUGCUUCUCCUCCGCCUCCUCUCUAUGUUCAAUGUUUCUCCUCCUCCUCUAUGUUCAAUGCUUCUCCCCUCUCUCUAUGUUCAAUGCUUCUCCUCCCCCUCUCUCUAUGUUCAAUGCUUCUCCUCCCCCUCUCUCUAUGUUCAAUGCUUCUCCCCCUCCUCCUCUCUAUGUUCAAUGCUUCUCCUCCUCCGCCUCUCUAUGUUCAAUGCUCCUCCUCCUCCUCUCUGUUCAAUGCUUCUCCUCCUCUCUAUGUUCAAUGCUUCUUCUCCCUCUAUGUUCAAUGAUUCUCCUCCUCUCUCUAUGUUCAAUGAUUCUCCUCCUCUCUAUGUUCAAUGCUUCUCCUCCUCCUCUCUCUAUGUUCAAUGCUUCUUCUCCCUCUAUGUUCAAUGAUUCUCCUCCUCUCUCUAUGUUCAAUGCUUCUCCUCCUCCUCUCUCUAUGUUCAAUGCUUCUUCUCCCUCUAUGUUGAAUGCUUCUCCUCCUCCUCUAUGUUCAAUGCUUCUCCCCCUCUCUAUGUUCAAUGCUUCUCCUCCUCCGCCUCCUCUCUAUGUUCAAUGCUCCUCCUCCUCCUCUCUAUGUUCAAUGCUUCUCUCCUCUCUGUUCAAUGCUUCUCCUCCUCUCUCUAUGUUCAAUGCUUCUCCCCCUCCUCUCUAUGUUCAAUGCUUCUCCUCCUCCUCUCUAUGUUCAAUGCUUCUCUCCUCUCUGUUCAAUGCUUCUCCUCCUCUCUCUAUGUUCAAUGCUUCUCCCCCUCCUCUAUGUUCAAUGCUUCUCCUCCUCCGCCUCCUCUCUAUGUUCAAUGCUCCUCCUCCUCCUCUCUAUGUUCAAUGCUUCUCUCCUCUCUGUUCAAUGCUUCUCCUCCUCCUCUCUCUAUGUUCAAUGCUUCCCCUCCUCCUCUCUCUAUGUUCAAUGCUUCUCCUCCUCUCUCUAUGUUCAAUGCUUCUCCCCGUCCUCUCUAUGUUCAAUGCUUCUCCUCCUCCUCCUCUAUGUUCAAUGCUCCUCCUCCUCCUCUCUAUGUUCAAUGCUCCUCCUCCUCCUCUAUGUUCAAUGCUUCUCCUCCUCUCUAUGUUCAAUGCUCCUCCUCCUCCUCCUCUAUGUUCAAUGCUUCUCCUCCUCUAUGUUCAAUGCUUCUCCUCCUCUAUGUUCAAUGCUUCUCUCCUCUAUGUUCAAUGCUUCUCCUCCUCCUCUCUAUGUUCAAUGCUUCUCCUCCUCCUCUCUAUGUUCAAUGCUUCUCCUCCUCCUCUCUAUGUUCAAUGCUUCUCCUCCUCCUCUCUAUGUUCAAUGCUUCUCCUCCUCCUCUCUAUGUUCAAUGCUUCUCCUCCUCCUCUCUAUGUUCAAUGCUUCUCCUCCUCUCUAUGUUCAAUGCUUCUCCUCCUCCUCUCUAUGUUCAAUGCUUCUCCUCCUCCUCUCUAUGUUCAAUGCUUCUCCUCCUCUCUAUGUUCAAUGCUUCUCCUCCUCUAUGUUCAAUGCUUCUCCUCCUCCUCUCUAUGUUCAAUGCUUCUCUCCUCUAUGUUCAAUGCUUCUCCUCCUCCUCUCUAUGUUCAAUGCUUCUCUCUAUGUUCAAUGCUUCUCCUCCUCCUCUCUAUGUUCAAUGCUUCUCCUCCUCUCUAUGUUCAAUGCUUCUCCUCCUCCUCUCUAUGUUCAAUGCUUCUCCUCCUCCUCUCUAUGUUCAAUGCUUCUCCUCCUCCUCUCUAUGUUCAAUGCUUCUCCUCCUCCUCUCUAUGUUCAAUGCUUCUCCUCCUCCUCUCUAUGUUCAAUGCUUCUCCUCCUCCUCUCUAUGUUCAAUGCUUCUCCUCCUCCUCUCUAUGUUCAAUGCUUCUCCUCCUCCUCUCUAUGUUCAAUGCUUCUCCUCCUCUCUAUGUUCAAUGCUUCUCCUCCUCCUCUCUAUGUUCAAUGCUUCUCCUCCUCCUCUCUAUGUUCAAUGCUUCUCCUCCUCCUCUCUAUGUUCAAUGCUCCUCCUCCUCUAUGUUCAAUGCUUCUCCUCCUCCUCUCUAUGUUCAAUGCUUCUCCUCCUCCUCUCUAUGUUCAAUGCUUCUCCUCCUCUAUGUUCAAUGCUUCUCCUCCUCUAUGUUCAAUGCUUCUCCUCCUCCAUGUAGUCUAGAGCAGUGUUCUGUGUCCUGCAGCAGGCAGGGAAGACCAUCUUCCUCCCUCCUCCAUGGAAACACUGACAGCAACUCUGUGUUUUUAAAACCAACCCUUUUAUUUGCUGGAGACAUCACAUGACGUGGUGCAACUUUCUAAUGAAGUCAUUUUCAUGGUGGAAUAGUUUUAUAUUUAUGCAGUUGUACAAUUUUUUGUUUUCCGCAGGAAAAAGUGUAAUGUAUGGAUCCGAUACCAAAGUCGCUGGUGUAAACGUCAGAAUAUCAGAAGCAAUGCAGUACCCUGUGUAAUAGGAGGUUUUGUUGGUGUAAAAGUUAUCAAUGUUGAACAUCCGGACACUCGUCAGGAGUCCAUCUGGGUAAGACCUUAAAGACAAAAUAAAUGGAGAAAUUA